UUGCUAUGCCUAUUUUAACUUUUUCGUUUUUGAAAGAUUCCCAAACAUGGGUUUCUUUCAAGAGCAGUGACCAACCCGCGCAAGAAGAGCGUGAAGAACGGGUUGGAAUAGAUGCCACCUUCCUUACCUGGGAAAGGCCCCUUUACCCCCAGAGAGUAG
Cetraspora pellucida is the source of this 159-nucleotide messenger RNA. The record is from the annotation of a GenBank genome assembly. NCBI's taxonomy places the organism in Eukaryota, Fungi, Glomeromycota, Glomeromycetes, Diversisporales, Gigasporaceae.